AUGAAAGAAUGUUUUAACAGAUAAACCCAAAUCAUAAUGAGAAGAUGUGAUAGUUUAAAGAAUGAAUCAAAAAAUCUCAUGCAAGAAAUACGAUGUAGAUCUUUCAGUUUGGCAUAACAUAAAUGUGGAAACUCAUCAAUGAAGGAAAAUAUAUAGCUUCAUAAUUACUUAGAAACAUAAAUACUCUCAACUGCUAAACUUAACUUUCGAUCUGCAAAAUAUGUAAAAAAGAAUACAGUAUCAUCUUAUUUGUAAAAUCCGGCUUAUUAUAAUAAACUAUUAAGUAGCGUCACCAAAAAAAGAAUGUCAUUGUAAUCCAUUGCUUCUAAACAAUUUACAAUUAAGUAAGAAAAAUCAAUGUGGAAAAUAGUUAAUCAAUCAGAUUUUCAUGGGUUUAAGUGA
This is a messenger RNA of Paramecium primaurelia, 402 nucleotides long. The record is from the annotation of a GenBank genome assembly. NCBI's taxonomy places the organism in Eukaryota, Ciliophora, Oligohymenophorea, Peniculida, Parameciidae.